Messenger RNA from Gadus morhua (Atlantic cod), 1145 nucleotides. RefSeq names its product NSE2 SUMO ligase component of SMC5/6 complex (gene nsmce2). Lineage: Eukaryota; Metazoa; Chordata; Actinopteri; Gadiformes; Gadidae. Gene Ontology annotation, cellular component: Smc5-Smc6 complex; nucleus. Gene Ontology annotation, molecular function: zinc ion binding; SUMO ligase activity. The record is from RefSeq and is a predicted model, not a curated record. Gene Ontology annotation, biological process: protein sumoylation; double-strand break repair via homologous recombination. The transcript has 6 exons. The coding region runs from base 235 to 912 and encodes 225 amino acids.
GACUGCUUCCGGAGUUCAAUCAAAAGUUGGUCAAAUCAUCUCAAGUCUUUCGAUUCUCGAUAUAUUUUAAUUUUUUGAUUAUGACACAGAUAUUCACAUUAAUAACACACAGCCAAAUCAGAUUCCGUAGUUAACGUGAAAGCUUAUGCUAAUAUCGAUCAUAUCAUCGUAAGACGCAUCCUGGUCGUUCGAAGUCAGUAAAACCCCCAAACUGCUGGAGUCUCUCAAAACCUUAUGUCGUUCAGCGCGGUCCAAGCGGCUCUAUCAGGGCUUAGGUCAUGCCAGGAGGAUGUCGGGACCAAUAUGGACAUGUUGACAUAUGUGGCCAUGGACCUGGUGGAGUCCCACGAGACGGAGCACAGCAGCAGCUUGGAGACGCUCCAGGCCAUGAUCCUGGAGAGUGCCGAGCUGGAACGAGAGAUUAACUGCUUCUCGAACAUCGUUGAGCAUCUGAACUCGGAGGUCAGCCAACUGCCGCCUGAGGCCUUGUUCAGCCUGUCGGAUCGCGUGAAGGAGCAGUAUGAAGCCAAGAGGGCCUCCCUGUCCAAGGCAGAGCUGCACAACCAUCAGAAGGUGAUUGCCUUCAAAGAGGGGGUUGGCAGCGCUCUCCAGCCAGAGAAUGGAGAGGAGGCAGAGAACCAGGAUGAGGACAUCGCUGUGACACAGAGAUUCGUCAACUUCACCUGCCCGCUCACACAGGUGGAGAUGGAGAAUCCCAUGAAGAACAAAGUGUGUAACCACCACUACGACGAGGGGGCUAUUCUGGCCAUGAUCAAAGCAAGGCACAAGCAGCACAAGAAAUUCCGUUGUCCGGUGGUGGGCUGCGGGAACAUCAACGUGAUCCAGGCAGACCUGGUCCCGGACCUGUUUCUCAAGAGGAGGAUCCAGAAAAGAAACGCCAGCCAGGUGUAGCGGAACCCGUCUGUUGGACAAGAAAAGUUAGUUAUGUUUUAUAUUUGUUGAUUUAUUAAUAUACACUGUUCAUUUACAGAACUGGGGUGACUUAAUUUGAUAUAGUUGACAGUAUUGAUUCUACGUCUAGUAGUUUUCAUGUCAACGUGCAGUACACUUGGAGAACCACAGGGAGGCGGUCUUUGAAUUUGAAUGUUCUUUGUUCCUUUGAAUAAAAGCCUUUUGGAAAAGCC